Molecule: messenger RNA, 2304 nt
Organism: Erigeron canadensis
Lineage: Eukaryota; Viridiplantae; Streptophyta; Magnoliopsida; Asterales; Asteraceae
Product: protein CELLULOSE SYNTHASE INTERACTIVE 1
Exons: 2
Coding region: 231-1919 (562 amino acids)
Molecular function (GO): protein binding
Source: RefSeq, a predicted model, not a curated record
UCACGCGUUUACCGUCAUAUACACACACCUCCUUCCUUUCCCUUCUCCUCUAAAACCCCACCUCCCUUUUCUCUUGAUUCCUUCUUCACUUUUCUCAAUAAUUCCCCUGUCCCUCCUUCCCUCCAUCCAUUCCACUUCCCUUCAAUUCCACGCCAAUUCCCCCCCUCCUGUUCAUAACUGUAUUCUCCUUCCAAAUUUCUUCAAAAAAAAAAAUAAAUAAAAUUGCCGCAAUGCCUUCUACCACCGUCCCGCCACCGCCAACUGAAAUACUAAACCAAACAACCACCCUUCUUUCCAACCUCCUUCCCGCUACUUUAUCAAUCAAUUCCUUCACUUCCCGCUGGCAAAUCCUCCGUACAAAGCUCGCAUCUCUCAAAUCCUUACUCUCCGAACUCACCUACUCCACUCACUGGGCCGAAAACGAGCUCCUGUUAACUCUACUCCCUAACCUUUUAUCCACUUUACACCGCAUCCAAACACUCUGUAACCGCUGCACCGACCCUAACUACACUUCCGGCAAGCUCUUAAUGCAAAGCGAUCUCGACAUGGCUACAAACUGGCUCUCCAAACAAACUAACGAUCUCGAUUUAUUACUCCGGUCCGGCGUCUUACGUCACACUAACGCCAUCGUCUUGUCACAACCUACACCUGGAUCUUCAAAAGAAGAUUUGUGUUUUUUUAUCCGUGAUCUUUUUACUAGGCUACAGAUUGGCGGUUUGGAGUAUAAACGAAAAGCACUUGAUUCAUUGAUUCUGUUACUUACUGAUGAUGAAAAAUCGGCUUCUAUUGUUGCGAGUGAAGGAAAUAUCGGUUACUUGAUUACUUUGUUUGAUACUAAUACUCACCGAGAUCAAGCUCUCUCCGCUAUUUCGAUAUUAGCUUGUGCGGGCGAUCAGUCUCGCAAAACGGUUUUCGAACAAGGCGGAUUAGGUCCGUUGUUACGAAUUGUGGAAUCGGGUGCGGCGCAUCUUAAGGAAAAAGCUUGUAUGGCGGUUGAAGCUAUAACUUCGGAUUCCGACAACGCUUGGGCGGUUUCUGCUUACGGCGGUGUUCCGAUUCUUUUGGAUGUUUGUCGUACUGGUUCUUUGGCGGCAAAGGAUCACGCAAUUGGCGCAAUUAGGAAUGUGGCGAAUGUGGAAGAUAUUCAAAUCUCGUUAGGUGAAGAAAACGGUUUGCCGGUUAUUAUCGGAUUAUUAUCGUCUGGUUCGGUAUCUGCUAAAGAAAAAGCCGCUAAUUGUAUCGCAAUUCUCGCUUCGUCUAGCGAGUAUUUUAGAGGUGCUAUAAUUGAAGAAAAAGGAUUACCGAAGCUCUUGCAAUUGAUUCAUCAAUCUUCCAAUCCCGAUACGUUGGAACACGUGUUACGUGGGGUGUAUUCGUUAUCGCGGUCUGAUUCGGUGUCUAGAAUGUUAUCUGCAUCGUCUAGUUUUAUAACACAAAUGUGUGGUUUAAUUAAGCAAGGGAAUUUCACAUUACAGCAACUCGGGGUGUUGAUAUUAGCUAAAUUAUCGAUAACCGAUGGAAAUAAGCGUUUGAUUGGUGGAUGUAUGGGAGCUAUAAUGAAACUAAUGGAAUUCGAUAAGCCGGUCGGUUUACAGGAUUCCGGUUUAAAGUUGUUGGUUAGUUUGUUGACAGUUAAGUGUAACAGGAAAGAAUUUGUGAAGGAUGACAAGAUCAUGAUGAGAUUGAUUACAAUGAUGGAUCCAGUUAAUGAUGCCGUGUCGAAAAACAUUCCGGUGACAAUUGUGAAUUCUUUAAUGGCUGGUGGGAGCAACGGUUGCCGAAAACGGCUUGUGGAUGCCGGUACACAAGGGUACUUACAAAGGCUGAAUGAAAUGGAAGUUGCCGGAGCUAAAAAGGCUUUGCACAGACUUUCUGGUAACCGGCUCAAGAAUAUAUUUACCAGGACUUGGAGGGAAUAAUAAUAAAAGGUUUCUAACCCCGCCAACAAAACAUGGAAGCUUGGUUUGGACUCAUCUAACUACCGUUCUUGUUAAAGAAGCCAACUACCAAACACAUGUUGGUAAUACUCUACUUUAUAUAUGCUGUCUUAAUAUUGAAAAGGAAAAAAAAAAUUCACAAAAAAUGGAUUUAAUUUUUAUAUAACAACGGUAUGGAUGCGUUUUUUUAGGGAGUAUCCUCGUUUUUUCUUUUUUAAUAUUUUUUUUAGUUAAGUGAUUAUGGUUUUUUUUAAUGUACAUUAGAUGAGGCAUACUUGUUUUUAGUGUAGUGGCCAAAUCUUUAGUUAGGAAGUGUGAAUGUAAGUUUGUUUUAUAUUUUAAUAUAAUACAAAACUCUUUGUAUUUA